CCAAACCCACUCCGCAACCAACACACCAACACCACACUCCAAAAUGUUCCUCUUCGGCCUCGGGCGCCUCGUCUACGUCGCCGUCCUAAUAACAAAUGCAAUCGCAAUCCUAAGCGAAGACCGCUUCCUCGCCAGAAUCGGAUGGGGUCGCAGUCAAGCUGACCCUGCCUUCGGCACAUCAUACGACAGUACCAGUGUCAAGGCUAAAACGGUAGAUCUGAUCGCCAGUGUGCGGACUGUUAUGCGAAUACCCCUUAUCGUCAUAAACACUAUAAUUAUUGUAUAUUCGAUUAUCCUCGGUUGAGCGACUGGUGCCUUUGUUUUGAUUUCCUGCGGAGUAUUUUUUUUUUUUCUUGAUUGAU
This is a messenger RNA of Aspergillus caelatus, 362 nucleotides long. Its product is annotated as YOS1 family protein. The transcript has 3 exons. Lineage: Eukaryota; Fungi; Ascomycota; Eurotiomycetes; Eurotiales; Aspergillaceae. Gene Ontology annotation, biological process: endoplasmic reticulum to Golgi vesicle-mediated transport. Gene Ontology annotation, cellular component: Golgi membrane; endoplasmic reticulum membrane; COPII-coated ER to Golgi transport vesicle. The coding region runs from base 44 to 304 and encodes 86 amino acids. The record is from RefSeq and is a predicted model, not a curated record.